AUGGCCGCGUUCGUUCCACGCCAAGUUUUUCCCCAUUAUGGGGCCAUUCCGAGGUCCUAUUUCCUAGGACACCACCGAGCUGGACUCAGCAAAAUGAAGAGCAUGCUGGCGUCCAUUGACUACGUCGUCGAAUGUCGCGACUACCGCGCGCCAGUGACAUCGAUCAAUCCAAUGUUUGAAGAAGCCUUGGGCAAGACGAGGCGGCUGAUUGUCUACACCAAAAGAGAUCUUGGGAACAUUCCCCAAUCACCUGCACAGAGACUCGCAGAGAAAAAGAUUCAGAGUUUCGAUCCGGAUAGCGCAGUUUUCUUUGUCGACUCCUCGUCCCGUCAGGGUAUCAACCAGAUAAUCAAACACCUCCGCAACGACGCCGAGGCCCCAGACAGGCUAGUUGGGUGCCGCGUACUGGUGGUCGGAAUGCCCAAUGUCGGCAAGUCGACCCUAAUCAACCACCUGCGCAAUCAAGGCAUGGGGAAAGCGAAGGCAUUGAAAACUGGGGGGCAACCCGGUAUCACACGGAAGAUAGCCAGUCCAGUCAAAAUCAUCGAACGCGAGAGCGGGUCUCACGUGUACGUGCUGGAUACACCAGGAGUGUUCAUGCCCUACGUUUCAGACGCGGAGAACAUGCUCAAGUUGGCGCUCUGCGGCUGUGUCAAGGACGCGGUUAUCUCACCAGUCACUUUGGUGGACUAUCUUCUAUACAAAGUCAACUUGCAUGAUGCGCAGGCGUAUCAACGCUGGUCGGCCCCGACAAACGAUGUGGUGCCAUUUCUCGAGACAUUCGCGCGCCGAACCGGUCUGCUGGGGAAAGGCGGCGUCCCCAUUGUGGAGUCUGCCGCGCUGAAUUUUAUUCAGAAAUGGCGUGCAGGCGACGUGGGCCGGUUCAUGCUCGAUGACUUGGAGGCGGAAGAACGGCGCCGGGAUGAUCCUGAGCAACCCGCCCGCCUGAGCAUGACCCAGGCGCUAAGAAACGAACGAAUGACUCGCAAGAACAAACUGGAUGUAAAUAAGAACUCCGCAUAA
Messenger RNA from Penicillium alfredii, 1023 nucleotides. RefSeq names its product putative GTPase MTG1. Bases 1 to 1023 code for a protein of 340 amino acids. Lineage: Eukaryota; Fungi; Ascomycota; Eurotiomycetes; Eurotiales; Aspergillaceae. The transcript is spliced from 2 exons. Gene Ontology annotation, molecular function: GTPase activity; GTP binding. The record is from RefSeq and is a predicted model, not a curated record. Gene Ontology annotation, cellular component: mitochondrion.